Dinoponera quadriceps is the source of this 3376-nucleotide messenger RNA. Its product is annotated as progestin and adipoQ receptor family member 4. Gene Ontology annotation, cellular component: membrane. Gene Ontology annotation, molecular function: signaling receptor activity. The transcript is spliced from 5 exons. NCBI's taxonomy places the organism in Eukaryota, Metazoa, Arthropoda, Insecta, Hymenoptera, Formicidae. The record is from RefSeq and is a predicted model, not a curated record. Bases 2625 to 3317 code for a protein of 230 amino acids.
UCCUUGGGAUUUUGAAUGACUGACGUUCGCCGCGAUACGAUGCACCCGAACUGAAAACAAAUUACAGCGAACAACUGUCUUAGCUGUCACUUGAAAGCGGCUGGAUUCAAUAGUUCCGUGCAGCGAUUUCAGCUGUUUGCGGUAGCGCCGGCAUUGAUACACCACCAUCCACCCUCUCCAGAGGACUGUCUUGAUCACAGUCGAAUUAUUAAAGGUCGCGACACACUUUUACCUCGACGAAUUUCGCAACCUAUUCCCUACUCAAUUUGUUUUUUUUUUUGGUAAUUCUUGAGAGACACGUUUUCCUAUUGGACGGGAAUAAGGGCAGUACUAUUCGACAUAUCGAAACCUCGGUAUAAUUUGAUAUUCGAUAAUGAAGUUCGAAGAUUCGAAGUUGAAGCUUCGAAAUAGCGAAGCUGUUGGGAAAACUAAUUUUGGAGAGUGCAACAAAAUACUGUGCAAUUAGAGAGUAUCAGUUUAAGUAUCUUUAAUUGAGUUCUGAGAUUUGUACUUGUCUGGUUUAAAACAAAGUGAAUGAAGAAAGCACAAAUAAUAAACGGCAAAGUUUAUUAACUUUAUUUUCAAAUAAAUAUAAAUUUUGCCACAAUAGUGUAACAGCAUAACGCAAUGGAGAAAAAAUUACACUCUUUAAGGCGGUAAAUACUAUUUACUAUACCUACAAAACGAACACACCAGUAUCUUCCAGUUCUUGAAGUUCGAGUGUUCAAACAUUCGAAUAUCCGAAUGUUCGAAUUUUCACACUUCAACAUUUUAUUCUUUGAAUAUAAUGUGUCGAAAGUUCAGAAAUUCGAAGCUUCGAAUUUUUUUAUUUGCAUUUUUUAUUAAAUUUAGGUUUUUAUUUUUUAUUAAUUUUUUCAAACUAAUACGUGGGCCCUAUUAGUGUCACCAGAAUUACUGACGUUAUUUAGAAUUCAUGUGUCACCCAGAGUGGUUCGUUCGUCUAAUAUAUUUUACACAGAGUGUCAUUGUUGGAUAUAUCGUAUGGAAAGUUCAUUUAUAUGAAUAGAAUUUGCACUUUUAUUGGCGGCACAACUACUUUGGAUGUAUUGACUUUAUCAAUAAUUCCGUGCAUUUCUGAAAAUAUAGUUUAAUCCGUGCUCUUUCACCACGUUGAAUGAUCAAGUGAAAUGAGGAAAGCUUCUUCUUUUCUUUUUUACUUUCUUGUGUGCAAUUCGCUCUACAUAUUGGGAUUAAAUUUGUAUCAUUUCUGUCGUCUUUAAAUUUACAUAUCAAAGGGACUUGUUCCCGUUAAUUGAACGUGAAUAAAAAUCAAACGGAGAAAAUAAUUCCCAGCCCUAACACGGAAUGCGUUGCGAAACUCAUCGAAGUAAAAGUGUGUCGCGAUCCUUCAUCCUCUGACUGAGAACACGCACGAAUAUACAUUCAAACGAAUUCGCCGCAAAAUGAAAUCAUUACGACGAUCGUAACACGUAAUUAGACACACGGCGACGUUCACCGCUGCGCCCGAAGAAAUUGGCCGUGAAUCAGCAGUGAGCGGGAUGCCGCACCACGCUCGAUUCGUCGAUGAAGCUCAAAAUAGUUUGUAUACCGUAUAUAAUGCAUAACGCAAGCGGAGCGGUGGGGGACAGCAUCCGGCAUCGCGUGCCGCCGCGAAAACACCCCCCGAGCCCCGAAAUUGUGUCAAUAGGUCACGCGUGGAUGAUUUAUGAAAUCUUCCGGAUUUGGAGCGCAGCUGAUCCCGCGAUUGUUAAACUAACAGAAUCGCCAACAGGAAACGCGACACUUCUUGGUGCAUGUUUAAUCUCGAUGCGCUCAACACGACGCUCCAAUUUCCACGGAAGAUCUCUCUCUCUAUCGCGUAAUCCGUAUUUUCCAGCGUUUUAUUAUGGCGCGCCACUCGGAUAUUUAUCAAAACGAUGAAAGAGCUCUCGACGAUAUCGAUAUCGAGCGAGCGAACGGAUGAUCGAUGCGGAUCGAAGAUAACAAAGAUCACGAAGUCCCCGCGCCACGAUCGUAGGGGAAGGCCGCCGUCCACGCCGAGGCGCGCCGGCGACGACGAGCCGACGACCACCCGAAGACAAACAGAGAUAUCUCUAUCGGAGACAACCGGAAGCUCUCCCGUUUCCUAUCGCAAUCAUGAACAGUUAACGCAUUAAUUAUUAAGCGCGGCGAGCGCGAACCUCGGCAAGAUCGCGUGAUUGGGGUUGCCUCCUACCGGUUGGAGCGCGGUGUGAUGGGGAUCGAUGCGGUUGCCGUGACAACGGGACCAUCAGAGAGGCCGAAUCGUGCGCGGAUGACGGCUGCUGCCGGCGGGGUGGCGACGGGGCGGCGGCGAGCUCUCGGGGGUGAGCGCCGCGCGACGCGACGCGACGAUGCAGUGACGACGUCGCCGCCGUUGAGAGCUCUCGCUCGGCUCUCGGAGGGCGACCUCGUACCUCGUUCGCCGUCCCUCGGCGAACCCUUUUCUUCCGAGGCGGCUGGUUCCCCGCGUUCGCCGUUGCACGACGCCGUUCCGAUCCGACGAGCGGCCGCGCCAUGCGGAGGCGGUGCCGGGUCCGCCGCAGCGCCAGGACACCGACACCAGGACGAGCACGACGAAGGACAGGCCGACGCGACGGCAGGACAACGGCGACGGCGAGAGGAUGCACCACGGAGGCACCGCCGGAGAGACGUCGGAGCAGGACGCGGCGGCCGCGAAGGUCCUGCUGCUGCGACGAUGGAGCGAUAUGCCGCGGCAUCUCCAAUUCAAUCCGCAUAUCCUCACCGGCUACAGGCCGCUCAUGACCAUCCGCCAGUGCCUCGGCAGCCUCUUCUACAUCCACAAUGAGACCGUUAACAUCCUGACGCACGGAUUCGCUAUCCUGUACAUGCUGGUGACUGUACCGCAUCUGCUUCCAUGGAACACGAAGGGAACGCUCGUGGGAAUACUGUCCUGGUGCCAUUUGAUCGGCGCCGUCAGCCCGUGGAUCGGGUCCUUCCUCUAUCACCUUUUCAUGAACGUCAACUACGACGAGGUCUUCUACAGGACGUUGCUGAAGGUCGACAUGAUCGGCAUAUGGCUGUGCCAGAGUUUCGGAGCGAUACCAAUGAUGGCCGCGGCGGUCCAUUGUCUUGCCGAUAACGUCUGGUACUGCUGCAUUUUUAUUUAUUGCUCCCUCAGCAUGUGGGGGCUCUUAAAGGCGAUGACUGCGAGAUCACCGUGGGAAAGGCGUUUGUGUUUCGCCCCGCCUUUCCUCAUGAGGAUGCUGGUCAUGACGCUGAGGUGUUUCGGUAUCGGCGGUGGAUCACCCGAGGCUCUUAUCCAUAUAAUAUUGCAGAAGAACAACGGUUACUGAAAAGGCACGGGAUUUUCAGGAUCUCAUAGCUGUGAUAGGUGCAACCAUUGGCGCUCUCC